UGUCAAAAUCACAACUGACAUUUUGUCCAACUGUACCUGAAGGCAGCAUGGCUCGGAAUACGGCUGUACCCAAAGUGGGUGUGGUUAAGGUUGUGUCACAGUAUUUUGUUGCUAGGCUGCUAGCUAGUGCUUUCUCCAAAAGGUCUUUUUUUGUGCCGUUUUUCCUUUCGAAAUCACAAAGCCAUGCAAACACCGUAAUAGUUUAAAAACGACAGAUGUAUGGAAAAGAUACAUCGGUAAUUUUAGACAAUCAAACCGUGCUUGGCUUUGUGCUCGGGUUAAACAAACAGCGUUAGAGGGCAACUCAACGACCCACAUCUAGGCGCUAAGUCGUUACUUGCUAACUUAGCAUCCUCGUUGCCAGUUGGCAUGUCAACAGGUUGCUGUAGUGUUUGUUACUGCAGAUAUUUUGAUUGUAUGGCUUCCCAUGAACGUAAACGGUGUCGUUAAAUGUCGGUGUAACGUUAGCUAAUGUUGUAUUGCUUCGAAAACGUGAGGAUCCAGUAACUCAGGACGGUAUAAUCCCCGAACAAGCUGUCAGGAUGGAACUGCAGAGAUCAGCGACAUGAGACAGGAAAAUGUUGGCAACUUAUAAAAAAUAACUAUGAACUGGAAGGACACAAAAUGGUGAAUGUUUUCCCAUGUACACCCCCAUUCUCAUGACACCAACAGGGAGAUAUGGGCAUCCUAAGACUGGUAGCCAGAAUCAUGGGUAGGAUCAGUACUUUCAGGUCCUAUCAGUUUGUGCUUCUCCUGGCUGCUGCACUUGCUGUUGUAGCUUUUUACUACUUUGGCUCAGAGAGGCAGAACUUCUCCAGCACCACAAAGAGGAUCAAGCACACCCAGGCCAGCCACAACACCAACAGAAACGAUGCAGACCUAACUGUGGACACUGGGCUCUCACACCCAGCUGGGUCUGAGGAGCAAGGAGAGGAAGAGCGAGAUGUAGGUGGAGAGAGCGAGGGAUUCAUGUCCAGGAAAAGGGACGGUGACGCUGCUGACCAACGCUACCACGCACUCAUGAUGUUCACCAAGGUGGACAAGAGCCGGAGCCUGCAGGACAAGUUCAGGGUGGCCAUGUUGUCUAUGGUUAAGCACGGAAACUUCCUGGAAGGAGAGGUGUUGGUUCUUCAUUUUGUGAGCGACCAGGCCAGCAAAGAACUGGGAGAGAAGAUGUUGCAGGAAUUUCUCCUUGAUGCAACGUUUAAGUAUGAGGUGUUGUUCCAUGACGUGGUGGCUCUCACACAGAAGCUGUUCCCUAUUGUCGAGGCCAUGCAGAAGCACUUCAGCGCUGGCUCCGGGGCUUACUACAGCGACGCCAUCUUCUUCCUGUCUGUUGCCAUGCAUCACAUCAUGCCUGAAAGUCUGACACGCAUAGUGCAGCUUGACCUGGACCUGAAAUAUAGGACCAACAUCAGGGACCUCUUCCAAGAAUUUGACCAGUUUCCUCCUGGAGCAGUAAUAGGCAUCACUAGAGAGAUGCAGCCAGUCUACAGACACACCUUCUGGCAGUAUCGUAAGGAGAACCCUCAGACCAGAGUAGGUGAGCCUCCUCCUGACGGCCUCCCAGGAUUCAACAGCGGUGUGAUGUUAUUGGACCUCGGUGCUAUGAGGGCCUCAGCUCUCUACAACCAACUGUUGGAGCCUAGCAAUGUGGCCCAACUAGCAGACCAGUAUCGCUUCAGGGGCCACCUGGGUGACCAGGACUUCUUCACCAUGAUCGGCAUGGAGCAUCCUGAACUGUUUUAUUCCCUGGCCUGUGGUUGGAACCGGCAGCUGUGCACCUGGUGGAGGGACCAUGGAUACGGAGACGUGUUUCAGUUGUAUUAUCGUUGUGGUGGACCCGUCUAUAUCUACCAUGGGAACUGUAACUCCCCUAUACCAGAUGACUGAUGCAUGUACUGGACUGAUGCUGGAACUGAAAGAGUCUGAUGACAUCUACAAUAUAGUUUAAGGGAAAUAUUUUUCCUGCUUUUUGGGAGGGAGGAUAGUGACUUUUAAGGCAGUUGACCACUGUACUGCCUAUGUAGUCACAGACUCCUGCCCCUGCUGGUCAAGAGGCUACUGGAGGACCUGCCCAUGCAAAGCUGCUACAAAUAUGGUGUUCAUCUGUGUCAUUUUAGAAUUAAUUCUGGCAUUCAGGCCAAAAACAGCCUUGCGUUACAGUAAUGCGAGGAGCUGCAAUAGUGGGGCUGUGUUUCUUCAGGUACCGAGAUGAUGAAAAGAAGAAAUAUGGUCUAUGAAGUUCAGUUUGAGUAACAGAUCUAUUAAUUUGAAGGCUGAACAGUAGAAAUACACUGUAGACGUUACAAGGUACAGGAACGUGUUCUUGCCUGUAUUUGCUUGGCCAACACAGCACCUUGCUGGAUGACAUCACGUUGUGUUGCGGCAAAAGUUAAACUUUUUUGCAGGUGUCCUCUGCGUGGCACCCUGCUACAUCAGUUCUGGCCUCAUUCAAAUGAGGGUACUAAUGUCAGAAUGAAUGCAGCCUAAUGCAGCAUUCAUUGUCGCUGUCAAGUAAUUAUUCUUUUCAUUUGCUUAUAUAUUAAUUGAUUUCAUUACGUUUUGGUAUUUGUUUUGAGGAGAAUCUAAAAGACCACUAUCCAUUACACAGUGGUGUAAGCGACAGUAUUUUUGAGUUAACAAUUCACUAGGAAUUCAUAUUGCUAACAAAUGUUGUCUACAAUGAAUAGUAUAGGGUCAGCAAAUGUUAAUUGGCAUCCAUAAACAAAACUUCCCCUUCCUCUGCUCACUCUGUCUCCAGCACCUCAAGUUUCCCAUCAGUGGCCCAAGUUCACCCUGCGUCGCCUUAACUCCCUGCAACACCACAAUAAUCUGGUGCCAUUUACUUCCCCCACUUCUCUGUGGCUUGUAGAAGAACAGAAGGGGUUUGUUUACCACCAGUGGACUCCAUCUUUCCAGAUCCACGUGGGUGCAGGGCACAGCACACUGCCACAGUUCCUUUCAAACACAUCUUUCUGCAGGUAGGAAGACGGGAAAAAAAUCACAUCAGACAGUGGAGGAGGCGUUGGGGAGAUAAUGGUUAACAGUGAUAGCACUGAUAGCUGCUGUUCGUUGCCCAGUAUUUGCGUUUUAGCUGAGGCCAAGCACACACGUUUCAGAAGGAGUGAAGCGGCCGGAAACGUGACUGCAGACACUGACCCACUUUUGAGUUUUCUUGCUGUGCUCACUACACUGACACUCUGAUUCAAAGAAAUGUCACACUCAAUAUUCAUCAGUCGUGAGAGUGAAGCAGCUGAAUGCCAUGCACCAUCAAUGGAUUCGGGGAAAGGCUACUGAAGACACUUGAGAAUAAACAUUAUGCCAAAUUAGUACGCUUUCCUUGAAUUCACACAGAAGCUGAUCAAUAUUUUUCUGCCUCUUUCACAACAACACUUUUUUUGUCUCAAUAGCUCUAAAACACAUUGUUAGCAAGAAAAAGAACCAUUGAAUCACAGUAAACACUGAAUUUUAUUUUAUUAUUAUUUUUUGUCUUUAUUGGAUAGGAACAGGUGAAGAGACAGGAAAGGGGAGAGAGACGGGUGGGGUUGGGGGUUUUGGGUGGGGGCUGUAGUAAUGACUCAGCCUUAGUGCACGCUCUACUAGGUGAGCUACCAAAGGCGCCCCAAACACUGAAAAAUUACUUCCAUUCUCAGUUCCUGAUUGCACUUUACAACUUCAAAACACAUGCUUUAUCAUCAAGGGUUAUGUUGACUAGACGAUGAUUAGAUUUAUUUUACUUACUUACUUGUAUUAUUAUGUGUUCCUUGUUUUUAAAGACCCUAUCAAUGGUUUUGUACAUUUUGGCCCAUUAACUAUAAAUGUCGUUUUUGAUUGAUUUCCUACUCUUUAGGCAGGAAUUUUCUUUCUUUAUCUGUCAGUGGCUGGUAGAUAUUUACAUUUUAAAAAGUUAAUUUCCCACCCUGAAAAUUUCACCCUGAUUAUGUAGCAUUUCAUUUGCAAGUGGGACAUUUCAAAAUUCUUCAUAGUGGUGCUUUCAAAGACACCUCAAUGUCUCUGAAGGGAUAAUUACCUGCUGAAGAACAUUGCAUCUGUUAACUUUGUUGAAAAAUCAAAUCCAGAAGUAAAAACAAUAUGCAGACAUGGACACUGCAAAAAGGAUGAAUUUGAUCAUUCCUUCAAUUUAAAAAUGUUGCUGUUCAACAGCCAACUCUAAAAUUUUGAUGAGAGCGUCCUUUUACACAGGUAGAGUGAGUUACCACUGCUCACAAUUUGCAGCCUUGUUCAGCCUUUGUUUGUUCACAUUGUUCAAUGUGAUGGAUUAUCUAGCUUAAAUAUCUUAAAAGAACUGAAACCAUUAACUGCGUGGAAGAGAGAAAAUCUAUCUAAAAAUGUACUUGUUGCUCUGGUUGGCAUAUUGCAAAAUGGUAGAUUAUGGGCUAAAACAUGCAAAUCCAUUGGUAUCAUCCUGUAAAAUAAAUCCCUUUUUUGUGUUUUGUCAACUGUAUAUAUCCACAUAUGUGCCAUCAGUUUGAUACCAAUUUAUAUUACGGGUCUGUAAUCUGCCACUGCUAUCCUAAUAAUAGUUGCUGUGAAGUUUCCUGGAAAUAUCUGUGAAAUUUGUUAAUAAUAAUAGGAAAAAGAGAAAAUUCCUCGAAAGAACUACUCUCUUUUCUUUCUUUUUUUAAAAAUCAAAGUAAAUAUUCAUUCAUUGUUCAUUUAUCAUUGGAAACUUUAUUCUUUAUAUAUGUUGAAUUGUAUUCCUGCCUGUAGACAAAUGUCCCAUUUUGCAUGUCCAGGUAUAAUAAUAGGUAAUAUAUUAAUAGGUAUAAUUAAUUGGAAGUGUAAAUUAUUAGUAAAUUAUGGACCUGUAAUAUAAAGCAUGGUGUUUUAUGUGUUACUUUUACCCCCUUCAAACACUCCUAGUGUAUAACAUGGGAUUUUGUAAAUAGCUGGAGAUUCAAGAUGGUGUAUAGUGAGAAUAAUCUGGUUUAACUUGAUAAAUGUUAUAAAAAGGUAGUAACCCAUGUUCACCCACCAACAGCAAACACUUCCUAGUUUGUUGCUUCAAAGGGGUAAAUGACUGUUCUGUAUCAGUAAGUUGAAUGUGCAAUGAUAAUUUUAAAGGGCUAACAUGUUUGCAAAUAAGUGUACAAUAAAUGUUCCAUAUCUCACUUGACAGAUUAGAAAGAUGCUGUGUUCAGUGUUAGACUCAAGUAGACAUGUUUCUUUCAAUGACAUGCCAAAAGCAAAUGUGAAAGCAGCUUUACAUGCAUUCAUUUACAUGCAUACAUUUUGUUCAACUGUUUGUCUCUGCAUUAUUUCAGAACUGUGUUCAGCAUUCCUAAAUAAAUUAUAUGAUACAUUUCA
Messenger RNA from Siniperca chuatsi (mandarin fish), 5331 nucleotides. It is a transcript of the gene xxylt1, whose product is annotated as xyloside xylosyltransferase 1. Gene Ontology annotation, molecular function: UDP-xylosyltransferase activity. The record is from RefSeq and is a predicted model, not a curated record. NCBI's taxonomy places the organism in Eukaryota, Metazoa, Chordata, Actinopteri, Centrarchiformes, Sinipercidae. The transcript is spliced from 5 exons. The coding region runs from base 679 to 1893 and encodes 404 amino acids.